AUGAAGAAGAGCAAAAUUGGCGGUGACGUGUCGUCGUUGCUGAAAUCCACAAACGCAUCGACGUGCUACUCCGCUUCGUCGUUCUCCCGAUCCUGCCUCAGCAAAACGCCGUCGUCUAGAGGCAACCACUCCGCCGGCGCAAAGAGAUCCGUGAGAUUAUCUCUGGUCAGCGUGAUUGUCGACGACGAUCGCCGCCACAAAUCACUACAAUCAGAAAUCAGCAACAAAUCAUCACCAAAUCGCGACGUUUCCACGAAGAAUCACAACAACAUGAACAACAUCAGAAGCGUGAUCAACGAUGAGCUCAUGGCGCCCGUCAUGGAUCAAAACCGUCGCGUCGAGGGGGUGGCGAGAGAUCUGCUGAGGAAUUAUCAGAGGAAAAAUCAAAAUCCUCACAUCAAACACGAGGUUGUCGAUCGAAAUUUCGAUGAAGACGAAGACGACGAUGCAUUAUAUGUGAGAUGUUCACUGACCGACGCCAACGCCAACAACCGUGUGCUUGAUAAUGCAGAUCUGAAUCCCCCCUGA
This is a messenger RNA of Salvia splendens (bonfire salvia), 528 nucleotides long. Its product is annotated as protein BIG GRAIN 1-like B. Bases 1 to 528 code for a protein of 175 amino acids. The transcript is spliced from 2 exons. Gene Ontology annotation, biological process: auxin-activated signaling pathway. NCBI's taxonomy places the organism in Eukaryota, Viridiplantae, Streptophyta, Magnoliopsida, Lamiales, Lamiaceae. The record is from RefSeq and is a predicted model, not a curated record.